This is a messenger RNA of Bradysia coprophila, 956 nucleotides long. RefSeq lists its product as uncharacterized. The record is from RefSeq and is a predicted model, not a curated record. Lineage: Eukaryota; Metazoa; Arthropoda; Insecta; Diptera; Sciaridae.
CCAGUGGUAUAUGAAAACUUACCAAGUGUGUUUGUUUCGUACAUUUUCUUUUCAAGAUUUACUUGUAAAAUUGGUUUCGUGAUAUUAACCACACGUGUGGGUAAACAAGUGUGCUUUCAAAAUGUGCUAUCAGAAUCAGAUGUUCGUUUCGUGUGUUCUAUGUUGCUUGCUUCAACUUUUCACGGUUACGUAUGGAUUUGAUUUGAAUCAAUUAGAAACGAAAACUGUUAAUCAUCGAAUUAAAAGAGACGGUGGAAUUAUUGCAUUUCGUCCAUUGUUCGUUUACAGACAACAGCAAAAAGAAAAACAAGCCAAAUGGAAGUUAGAAGAAGAGCAGAAACUUCAGAAACAACUUCAGCAAUAUCUUCUGGCACAGAAUCAUCAAAAUUCAAUUGUCGAUUAUUAUUCUAAGUAUCCAGUGAACGCAGGAAAAGUGGAUACAUACAGGCCAACGUAUCCAUAUCCAGCAUAUCCCAGUUAUCAGCCUAUUUCAACUUACCAAAGCAAUGCAGCCAAUCAGCAAAACGCAUACGGAAAUUAUCCUACAGUCAGUGGUUCAUAUUUAACUAACGGAGGCUUUUAUGCCAAUCAACAAGACUCUCUAUACAAUAAUUAUGACGAUUUUACAUACUCCAAAUAACAAUGACAAUCUGCCUGUUUAGGCGAAAAAAGUGAGUGAUUCUUUUUGACAAAGCUUUCGGGAGCUUCAAGCUCCUUUUUGAAUUUGAAUGGAAACGUUGGACUUUCUAGUACAGUUUCAAAAGUCUCUAAACUCGGAAAAACGACUCAAAGCUAAGAGAAAAGAAAUGACGGUUGUAUAAGCCUAACACGGCAGAAUUGGACAUUGUUUUAUUAUUUCAUCAUAUAAUAUUAUAGGGCAUCUGAUGGUCCUUUUAAUGGGUGAGAUAAAAUCUAAUAAAACUAUUUUUAGUGUUUAUAUAAUUAAGAUUAUAAAA